Molecule: messenger RNA, 3076 nt
Organism: Esox lucius (northern pike)
Lineage: Eukaryota; Metazoa; Chordata; Actinopteri; Esociformes; Esocidae
Product: anoctamin-10
Exons: 13
Coding region: 299-2290 (663 amino acids)
Biological process (GO): chloride transmembrane transport
Cellular component (GO): plasma membrane
Molecular function (GO): chloride channel activity
Source: RefSeq, a predicted model, not a curated record
UAUCUGGUAGGCUACCUGUCAGGAGGAAAAAUAAAGGCAGUGAAAAGAGCUCCACACCCUGAAAGGGGGAAAAGUUUCACUGUGUUCCUGACCUAAAUCUCAGAUCUAACCACCUGCAAGUAGGACAUAUCCUUAGUGUGUGUAUUUUGGUGUGUGUUCAGGACCCCUUACAAGGCCCCACCUUCUUUUAAGACCACAGUGUGUGUCUUUUCUGUGUGAGUGUGUGUUAAACACUGGAGAGCUUGUGGGCCAGUCAUCCGUCUAUUGACCUAAGCCUCUACACAUUCUCAGGGACGCAAUGACAUCACUUGGUGAUAAAGACUCUGUCCAGAUGCAUAACCUGUUCCAGGGCUCCUGGACACAGGUCAGCUGUCCCUGCUGUGUGUCUGACAGGGUGGAGCCCCUGGUACUCAUCCGGCUGUCAAACAAGGUCCAGCCCAUCACUAAGAGGUGGCUCAUCUCCCUGAUCGAAGCCUCAAAAAGGCAUGGAGGAGCAGCGUUGUUGGCCCACCCUGGAGAGGAUGAAUGUGGGGAUGUGAUUGUGGUGUCAGCACCUCGCUGCACUCUCCUCAGAGCCACAGAGGACCUGGGUCUCUGUAAGAAAUACCGCAAUGGAGACAUGGUUGCUUUCUCUUACCAGGACAGAGACAACUUCAGCAAUGUUGAUAACAUGCAGGAGUUCCUGACACUAGCAGAGCGUCAGUACAUAGUCAAGAAUGAGCUGGACUCUCUACAGGCCCAGAAGAAGCAGAGAAUCCCAGGAGUCACAGAGGCUACUGGAGUCCUUGAGGCCUGGGGGAACAUUUUUCAGAAGCUGGCAAAGGCUGGAAUGAUAAAGGACAUCGUCCCUCUGCAUGACCAGCAGAGACUGAAUGACCUCGGCAAGACUUGGUACUCUGGAAAGCAGAUAUGGGGACAGCCUCUCGACGCCAUUCACUCUUAUUUCGGAGGCACAGUGGCCUUCUACUUCAGCUUUCUGGACUUCUACACCUGGGCCCUGGUGCCUCCUGCCCUCCUGGGCCUGGUCCUGACCUUUCUGAUGCCUGGAGGUGGAUCAUCAGGAGAGGCGAUGGGUGAUGAUGAUGGCCCCUCAGUUAGCGGUCAUAUGGUACAGGCUGUGUUUAGCAUGCUGUGGUCUACACUGUUCAUGGAGUUCUGGAAGCGGCGGAGCUCAUCCCUCUCCCACCGCUGGGGUACGCUGCAGCUGUCUGAAGGCUUCGCCGAGCCCCGCCCCGGUUUCCAUGGCACCCUUGGUAUCAACCCUGUGACAGGCCGCCUGGAGCCGCUGUUCCCAGAAUGGAAGAGGCAGCUGCGUGUGGGCCUGGUGUCGGUUCCUAUAGUGGUGCUGUUCAUGGGGCUGGUGGUGCUGGGCAUGAUAGGCUUCUACCAUGGAGAGGCCCUGGCCCAAGGAUUCCAUCAGGACAGAGGCUCCUGGUUCUCCAGGGCUCUGCUCUAUCUGCCCUCCGUGGUCCACAUCGUCUACACCAACAUGCUGGGGAAUGUGUACAGCACUGUGGCCUUGCAGCUCACAGAGUGGGAAAACCACAGAGAGGAGUCCUCCUUCCAGAACCAUCAUACCACCAAAGUUCUCCUGUUUACUUUCUUUAACAACUUUGCUGUGCUGUUCCAUAUUGCUUUCUACAAACAAGAUUUACCACUACUACGGAAGAGGCUGGCCUCUCUACUGAUUUUGGCCCAGCUGCUGAACCAGUUCACAGAGGUAGUGGUUCCAUUUAUAGUGGACCGGUUCCUCAGUGCUCCUCAGAAGGACCAACAGGAAGACAAACUAGACGAGGACACACUCAGAGCCCAGAGAUUCCUUCCCCCUUUUCCAGGCUUGUUUGGGGAGUACAUUGAGUUGCUGUUGCAGUUUGGAUUUUUGAGUCUGUUCUCCUGUGUGUAUCCACUCACUGCCACCCUCCUACUCCUCAACAACAUCACUGAGAUCAGAGGAGAUGCCUACAAGAUCUGCAAACUGUUCCGGAAGCCAUUCUCCCCCCCUGUGUCCAACAUAGGGGUGUGGCAGACAGCGUUUGAGGUUCUGGGCUUUGUCUCCGUUAUGUCUAACUGUUGGCUGCUGCUACUGUCCCCUCGGGUCCAGGAGUUCUGUCUGGAGGGAGGGAUCAGCAGCAAGAAUAUCCUACUGUUUGCCAUCCUGGUUGAGCAUGUGCUGAUCCUGUUCAAGAUGGUUCUAGCCUUUAUGAUCCCAGACGAGCCUGACUGGGUCAGAAUCAAGAGGGAACAAAAGGAGUUUCAGUCCAUGCAAGCACUAGGGCAGCAGAAGCUAUAAAGGCUGUGGAAUCCAUCUGGGGAAGUCUGAGUUCCCUGUUGCUCUUCAAGUGUUGGUCUUGACCUGGGGUGCCCAUUAAAGUCAGAUUCCAAGCCGAUAACUAGAGGAAGAUGUCGUCUGGUCUCUCCUGAACUCUGGAGCAAGCCAUUGUUUUCCAUCUGUCCUAAAAAGCUCUCUGUCUCAGUAUCUCCGUGUGGAGGACUGCUCCAGUCAUACUGGGGGUCAUGAUGCCUUUGUUGAAGAGCAAGUGUACAGACAUUCACCGCAGACACCCACAUGUUGUUCAGUUAAAACACGUCUGACACAACUUCUUCCAGUGCGCUAACCGUUCCAAUCCAUAGAGAGACACACACCGUUCCAUAGACAAUCCCUUCCUUAGGAACUCUCAUCCUUCUUCAAUAUCUGUUUGUGACACUCGGACUAAGAAAACAUCCUUUUGCAACCAUAUCAAAUGAUUUAAUUGUGAAACAGCUCAACAUUGCCAGCUUAUUAAAAGACCAAGAGGGUUUCCAUUAGAAAAUCUGAGUGGUGAUGACUCUUAUUAAAGAAGACUGUCAACUGUGUUAUACUGGCUAUACAUGCCUUCUCAAUAUGGCUCCUUAGGUUUAACUUAAUUUGAAUAAUGUUGCAUGAUACUUUUGAACAUCAUGUGCACAUGUACUUUUAACUCACCUUUCUUCAUCUAAUGAGUUAGUCCAAAGGCAGGUUGUCAUUUUGAGCAAUACAGGAAGAUAACAGGUUUUACAGGGCUGUAACAACUCGUCGCGGUGUAGUGUUGGAGGAACC